Mycosarcoma maydis (corn smut) is the source of this 825-nucleotide messenger RNA. RefSeq lists its product as uncharacterized. Bases 1 to 825 code for a protein of 274 amino acids. The record is from RefSeq and is a predicted model, not a curated record. The transcript has 2 exons. Lineage: Eukaryota; Fungi; Basidiomycota; Ustilaginomycetes; Ustilaginales. Gene Ontology annotation, cellular component: EMC complex.
AUGGUAUACCAACGUAUGGUAUUGGUCCUCUUGUUGGCGCUGACCACUUUGCUUUUGACAGUAUGUGCUGGUCAAGACUUUCGCGGCCAGAUCCAACCCAAUGCCGAGCUAGGUCACUUGCUCAACCUAGGUCCCAACACUCGAGUCCUACUUCAGGCUAUUCCGCCCGAGACAUUCGUCGAUUCAUUUGAAGGGAACGGCGAGUCUUCCGUCGAUGCAGCGGCUGUCAACACCAGCGGGUUGCACAAGCUGGCAGCAUUCGGCCAGCAGCGCGACCGAUCCACACUGGUUGCCGUCGAUGGCAGUUUCAUCUUCCGCGACCUCGAGCCAGGUGCGUACACACUGGAGCUUGUCUCACGGACGCACACUUUCGAACAAUAUCGCAUCGACAUUCUCGAUCCGGCGCUAGGCAAAGCACCUCAGAUCCGCAUCUUCACGCCUGGUACGUCGCUUGUCUCGAUUCUAUCCUCCAAUCUGGUCUUCCAUCCGCUCAUCAUCCAUGCGGUUAAGCGAAUCGAGUACUACACCGAAGCCGCCCCCUUAACCAUUGGCUCGCUCAUCGGCAUGGGUGGACCGAUGAUGAUUCUCGGUCUGGUUGGCAUGGGCUUGGUCUUCCUCAUGCCCAAGCUCUCGGCCACCUUGGAUCCCGAAGCUCAAAAGGAGCUCGCCGACUCGCAGAAGCGCAUCCAAAAACGCAUCGCUGCCGUUCAGGCGGGCGAUGUGUCAAGCCUGCUCUACAAUGAAGAUCAUCUCAAGAAGGGCCAGGAACGAGAAAGGAUAGCAAAUCAAGCACGCGCCGAGCGCAAUGUCGGCCGUUCCGAUUAG